GAUGACAACCUGCACCAACUCACCUUUUUGCGUCCCUCUCCAGUGUCCACUCCACUUGAAGAAAAAGUCAAGAGUGAAACAAAACAAAAAAAGUUUCAUUUGGCUAGCAGGAAAGCGUCGAGACAUCAGUGACAGACUUUGCUAUAAAGUUAUGUAGAAAUCCACGCCUGGACGCACUUUUUGGACGGGCUUCUCCUAAGUGGUCAUUUUAUCAUCCCCUUUACCCUAUCUCACCCCACCCGUGGGACAAUAUGAGCUCCUCCGUGGCAGUGUACCGGAGCAUCUUCACCGAGGACCGCUUCAAACAGGCCUACGGCUCCGAGGAGGACAACACAAGUGGAAGCGUGAGUUUGCGGGACAAGCUGGCGGCGAGGUGCAGGUGUUCACGGCGGUCCUGCCUUCACCUGCUCGGGCAGAGAGUUCCCAUUUUCAACUGGCUGCCGGGGUACCGCUUUAAGAAAUGUUUCUUGGGAGACACUAUCGCUGGUCUUACAGUUGGCAUUCUUCACAUCCCACAAGGGAUGGCUUUUGCACUACUCACUUCUGUAGCACCGAUAUUUGGUCUCUACACGUCCUUCUUCCCUGUGGUUAUCUAUAUGAUUUUUGGCACUGGUCGCCACGUAUCCACAGGUACAUUUGCUGUUGUGAGUCUCAUGACUGGCUCUAUCGUGGAGCAGCUGGUCCCAUCAUCUCCGGAGCUGAACAUAAGUUCACUCGACGGUUCUGACUUUGAGCUACAGAGGAUCGGCGUGGCCUCAGCUGUAGCGCUUCUUUCAGGAAUAAUCAUGCUAUGUAUGUUUGGUCUUCAGUUGGGCUUCCUUUCCACCUAUCUGUCUGAGCCUAUUGUAAAGGCUUUCACCAGUGCGGCUGCCUUCCAUGUUACCAGCUCGCAGCUACAGAGCAUGCUGGGCUUGCGCCUCUCUCGCUACACGGGGACGUUCUCCCUUUUCAAGACUUUAGCAUCUGUGAUGGAGAACCUCCCUCAGACUAACAUGGCGGAGCUACUGAUCUCCUUAGUGUGUUUAGCGGUGCUGGUUCCGGUAAAAGAGAUCAACACGCGCUAUCGGCAGCGCCUGCGCACGCCAAUCCCCGUGGAGAUCCUCACGGUGAUUAUUGCCACCAGCGUGGCCUAUGCUUUCUCUCUGGACUCUAAUUAUGACAUUGAGAUUGUUGGCCACAUUCCAGCAGGAUUUCCAAGACCUCAACUGCCUGCCAUACACACAUUUCCUGACAUUGCUGGGGACACCGUUGCCAUCACAUUUGUUGGUUACGCUGUUUCUGUCUCACUGGCGAUGAUCUAUGCAGACAAACAUGGAUAUUCCAUCAACCCCAACCAGGAGUUGUUGGCUCAUGGUAUCUCCAACACUGUGUCCUCCUUUUUCACCUGCUUCCCAAGUUCGGCCACUCUGGCCACCACAAACAUACUGGAAAGUGCAGGGGGAUACACACAGUUUUCCGGCUUGUUCACCAGUCUUGUUGUAUUAAUGGUUCUGCUGCUCAUUGGACCGCUUUUCCAAUUCCUACCUAAGGCGGUACUGGCAUGCAUCAACGUUACCAGCCUAAGGCAAAUGUUUCUGCAGUUCCAGGAUUUACCGGAACUGUGGAGAAUCAGCAAAAUUGACUUUAUAGUUUGGGUUGUCACUUGGCUGUCUGUUGUGGUUCUCAAUGUGGAUCUUGGUUUAGCCAUCGGGGUGGUCUUCUCAAUGAUGACCGUAAUCUGUCGCACACAAAGGGCAGGUUGCUCCGUGCUCGGCCGGGCUAGCAACACUGAAAUUUACAGACCCCUGGAGAAUCAUAGUAAGUGCAAUGAGGUGCCAGGGAUGAAGAUCCUUACGUACAACGGGCCUAUUUACUAUGGCAAUCGUAGCUUCUUUCGGGAGCAGAUGAGCCGCCUGUUGGGCGUGACACCAGAGAUGAUCCGCAGCAAAGAGAAGGCCAGAAAAGCUCUGGAGAAGCGUGAAAGACAAGCUGCUGUUAACACUGUGGAAAGGGGUAUUGCUAAUGCAUCGUUUUCCUCAGAAAAUGAGUUCUUCAAAUCUGAAGCCUCUGAGCGUGAAGCCCAGGCAGUAUUAAUUGACUGCAGCAGCGUGAUAUUUGUUGACGUUGCGGGAGCGAGACUUUUCACUCAGAUGUGCGUUGAAUGCCAGAAAGUUGGAGUUAAUGUCUAUUUGUCCAACUGCAAUGAGAGUGUUUUAAAGAUCCUCACAGCAAGCGGUCUCAUGAACUACAUCAAACCGCAGCAUAUUUUUGUCACCGUACACGAUGCUGUCAUGUACAUUCAUCAACAGAAGGAAAAACAUGCGGAAAGCACCACGACUGUUUGGGUGUGAGACAGACACAAAGUGAUGAAGGGACGUGUUCUUCGAUGAAUUGUUGUGACGCAAAUAAAACGAGCGAGCUUGUUGGCCCAGUAUUGGACGUGUUUCUAAGAAGCAGUAGCCUGUUGUAGCCUUUACAGUGUUACUUAUUUUAUGUAAACAUCAUGCUGGAUUUGAACAAAGAUUAUUUGAAAGAUAUACUAAAAAGUGCACAGGACUGGUUAAAUACUUUUUAUAUUUAUAGAGUGUGUGCAUAAAGAUGAACGUGUACAGGACAUGCUGUGCUUUGGUAUUUGUAACUGGCCUCCUGCGGCUGCUUUUUUUUCAUAACAAAUGUAUCACUAUUCAAAGAUUAUAAGACUAUUUUAUUAAAGGAAGCAA
Messenger RNA from Corythoichthys intestinalis (scribbled pipefish), 2699 nucleotides. It is a transcript of the gene slc26a10, whose product is annotated as solute carrier family 26 member 10. Gene Ontology annotation, molecular function: bicarbonate transmembrane transporter activity; oxalate transmembrane transporter activity; sulfate transmembrane transporter activity. Gene Ontology annotation, biological process: transmembrane transport. The transcript is spliced from 18 exons. The coding region runs from base 252 to 2330 and encodes 692 amino acids. The record is from RefSeq and is a predicted model, not a curated record. Lineage: Eukaryota; Metazoa; Chordata; Actinopteri; Syngnathiformes; Syngnathidae. Gene Ontology annotation, cellular component: plasma membrane.